CAGUACCACACACAAGACAAACAUCUCCUGACCUUGCAUCCCAAUUACUCACCACCUCUUAGUUCGCAUCAUCUUUCAUACCUGUUGAUCCUGGUGCCACCGCCUUCGUGCGCGGGUAUGGAUCUUGUUUACAGCACGAAACUAUGAUUCUCAGUUCUCCAUCUUAAUCUUUUGCAGUUUGCUUCUAGUUCCUAUCCCUCCUGCUACGACCCCCUUGAGACUCCCAGGUCGCUAUCCAUGGCCGCGCGAGCAUUGAAUCCCGAGGGAAACCUCCUACGCCCUAGACCGACCAGGCCACUGCCAGAUGUGUUGCGCAACGGUAGCCAUGGUUCGAAUGGUUUCCCCGACCCCUUUCCACCCUCGGCCAUCUCUAGUGGACGCAGCACCCCAGUUCCUCAAGAUGCGCCUCCUUCCGUCCAGUCCAUCUCCUCUGCACGGAAACAUGCUCGCGCACAGGCAAAGCAUCGCCUGUUCCACACAAUCAACUACACCCCUCGAGUAUCCCAUUUUGAUCCUCGUAGCGAAUACCGAGACUUUCGCGGCUUCUUUGUCCUUUUCUGGAUCAGCCUCAGUAUCAUGGUCAUUACGACUGGUCUGCGAAACAUCAAAGAGACGGGCCAUCCACUCCGAGUUCAGGUCUAUACCAUCCUCUCCCGGAAUGUUCUAUCCUUGGGUUUGAGUGAUGCCGCCAUGGUUGGCACCACGGCCUUGAGCCUCGCCAUACAAAAGCUCGUCCGCGGACAGACUGGCUUGCUCCGUUGGCGCAGAGCGGGCAUCUGGAUCCAGAGCAUCUUUCAGCUCUUCUGGCUGAUUCUUUGGGUCGAGUGGCCAUUUUUGCUCAAGUGGACCUGGACCGCCCAAGUCUACUUCGCCCUUCACACCCUGACUUUCCUCAUGAAGAUGCACUCGUAUGCCUUUUACAAUGGCCACUUGAGUGAAUCCGAGAACCGCCUGCGAGAGCUCGACAAGCCUGAAACCGCAAACUUGGCCAAAGCAGUCCGAUAUCCCACCACGCCUUCCCGCCUUCAAGAGAUAGACUCGGACGACAGCUCGCCCGAUGACAAGGACAAUCGGUCCUCUCGAGAAUCCCUUGAGGAACUGGCCCAAUUGCGCCAAGAUCUCGCUACCGAACUCACCUCCCCACUCGGUCAGGUCACCUACCCUCAGAACCUGACCGUCGCCAACCUGGUCGACUAUAUCCUGUGCCCUACCCUGUGCUACGAACUCGAAUAUCCUAGAACUCCGCACAUCCGUUGGCUCGAGCUCUUUUACAAGACUCUCGCCGUCUUUGGUUGCAUCUUUCUCAUGAUCACCAUCAGCGAAGAGUUCAUCACCCCGGUCCUCGCCGACUCGGCCGUCCGGCUGAAAUUGGUCCACACCUUGGCCGACCGAUGCCUCAUCCUUGCCGAGACCAUCUCCAUGCUCCUCUUCCCAUUUAUGAUCACCUUUCUCUUGGUCUUUCUCGUAAUCUGGGAGUACAUCCUCGGAGCCUUUGCCGAAAUCACCUGUUUCGCCGAUCGCCACUUCUACUCGGAUUGGUGGAACAGCAGUGAUUGGCUCGAGUUUAGUCGCGAGUGGAACAUUCCCGUCUACCAUUUCUUGCGCCGCCAUGUCUUCUUCUCCUCCAAAACAUAUGUUUCCACCUCCAUGGCCAUGACCAUCACCUUCCUCGUCAGCGCCCUCGGUCACGAACUCAUCAUGGGCUGCAUCACCAAGAAGCUGCGCGGCUAUGGCUUCGUGGCCAUGAUGCUGCAGUUGCCCAUUGUCGCCUUACAACGCAGCAAGCUGAUUCGAGGGAGAUGGGUCUUCAACAAUGCCGCCUUCUGGAGCAGCAUGAUUCUCGGUCUCAGUGCCAUGUGCAGUCUGUAUGUAUUGGUUUGAUUUGAGAGGGGGUCGCGGUGAAACCUCCUUUACUUGUCCGUCGUUCAUGCAUAUCGUGAUCGAGGCUGUCAUACCUGGUGCGCAUGCGACCAUGUGUCUGCAAUUCUCUUUCAGACGUGACACACCAACCCAGCCUGCCGAAAUGGAUAGAUACAUAUAUUGUAAUCUUGGCUCCCUAGGUAGUCCAGUUCUUCUGCCGAGCCCGGCUAAACGAAAGCACAUCAUCCUCAGGAUGCAUAAACA
Exophiala mesophila is the source of this 2124-nucleotide messenger RNA. RefSeq lists its product as uncharacterized. The coding region runs from base 238 to 1881 and encodes 547 amino acids. Gene Ontology annotation, biological process: ergosterol metabolic process. Gene Ontology annotation, cellular component: endoplasmic reticulum membrane. NCBI's taxonomy places the organism in Eukaryota, Fungi, Ascomycota, Eurotiomycetes, Chaetothyriales, Herpotrichiellaceae. The record is from RefSeq and is a predicted model, not a curated record. Gene Ontology annotation, molecular function: ergosterol O-acyltransferase activity. The transcript is spliced from 2 exons.